This is a messenger RNA of Drosophila sechellia, 279 nucleotides long. RefSeq lists its product as uncharacterized. The record is from RefSeq and is a predicted model, not a curated record. NCBI's taxonomy places the organism in Eukaryota, Metazoa, Arthropoda, Insecta, Diptera, Drosophilidae.
ACCGGGAAAAAGAUGUUUAUCAAUAUAUUAUAUUUAUUCAUUGCAUUAGCUGGUGUUAAUGCGGAAUCAGCAGAUGAAAUAUGUCAACUUAUGCCUGCGGCUAAUGGCUUUGGAAAAAUUAUGUCCUGUGCACACUACUCGAAUUGGUUUUCCUAUCACCCAGACAAAAACGAAUGCCUGGAGUUCUCAUACGAGGCUGUGGUGGCAACGAAAAUAGGUUUCAAACUAAAGCAAUUUGCGAAGAUCUGUGCAAAAAUAAAGUUGAGCAACUUUGAAUAA